Brachypodium distachyon (stiff brome) is the source of this 1397-nucleotide messenger RNA. RefSeq names its product ethylene-responsive transcription factor ERF039. Gene Ontology annotation, molecular function: DNA binding; DNA-binding transcription factor activity. Gene Ontology annotation, biological process: regulation of DNA-templated transcription. Bases 449 to 1084 code for a protein of 211 amino acids. Lineage: Eukaryota; Viridiplantae; Streptophyta; Magnoliopsida; Poales; Poaceae. The record is from RefSeq and is a predicted model, not a curated record. The transcript has a single exon.
CCCCAUUGGCUUACGCGUAGAUGCACCACUCCACGCUCCCGGCCGCGCCGUACAUGACCCCUUGAGCUUACAGUCAAUUCAACAAACAGGUUGUGCGCACCUUCGUAUAUAAAAAGAACUGCUAGCUACUCCCAGGGAUCCAUUCACGCACAUCAACAAGCAGGGAACAAGUAAUAGCUCCCGGUUAAUUCUUCUGGAAGAGCAAACCUCACGCUGCUAGUGCGCGCUGAGAAGACAAACACCCCCGUUCCAGCUUCUGGACCUCACAAGCCCCGCGGUCUGCGCCUUCACCAUAGUACCAAGCUCGCACCUCUUCGCCCUGGCCGGGAGCGCGGCCUCGUCGUGCUCUGUAUCGGGCUCCUCCGCGCUCGUGCUUCAGCUCCGCGGCCGAGAGCCCGAGAACGCACUCCGGCCGGAACCAGGCUACUGCUCCACCACGGCCGCAGCCAUGGACGAUACUCCCCACGAGCCCCGCUCCCCGACAUCCGCCUCCUCCUCGUCAUCGUCUUCCUCCUCCGUUGCUGCCGCGAACAAGCGGCCGCGCAGAGACGACGGCCAGCACCCGGCAUACCACGGCGUGCGCAUGCGGAGCUGGGGGAAGUGGGUUUCCGAGAUCAGGGAGCCACGGAAGAAGUCACGCAUCUGGCUCGGCACCUUCGCCACGGCCGAGAUGGCCGCGCGCGCCCACGACGUGGCCACGCUCGCCGUCAAGGGCCGCGGCGGCGCCGCGCAGCUCAACUUCCCGGGCCUCGCGCACCUGCUGCCGCGCCCGGCCAGCGCCGCGCCCAAGGACGUCCGUGCGGCCGCCAUACUCGCCGCGGCCCCGGACUUCCUCCCCUGCGACGGCGCCAAUGCCAAGAGCCCCGACAGCAGCUCCGCGGCCGCCUCGCCGCAGCCGGCUCCUUCGCGCGAUGACGAUGAGGCGGACCCUGACGACGCGCUGUUCGACCUCCCCGACCUGCUCCUGGACUUGAGAUAUGAGUCUUCGUCGGCUCUCGCGUGCGCGUCGUCGUGGGUCGUCGACGAUGACAUGUCCGCCGGCGGCGUGUUCCGCCUUGAGGAGCCGCUGCCGUGGGAGUACUGAUCAGCGUUUGCUGCCGGGUUCGCGGAGAAGGCACCAUUCAGCUUUUUUUUAUUUGCUGUUACUGGUUUUCGGUAUUUAGAUCGAUCGGAGACAUGUAAAUGCAGCUCUUUAUUCUGAUUUCUUACCCCUGUUUUGCCUUCUCUUUGAAGUUCUGUGUUUUCCCCCUUGCUGUGUGUUUUUUACCUUUUCUUUUCUAAAUUUAGGAGGCGAGAUUGUAUAAAGUUAGUUUCUUUUGCUUUCCUUGCUUGAUUUGGGGGACAAGAAUUUGUAUAAUUAACAAGCAUCUAAUCUUACCUUUUCCGUUUAUUUUGUU